AUUUUCCAUCGUUAAUAACUUAAUUGGACACCAUCUCUGUAUCCGUACUUUAUUCGGGAGGGGAGUGGACUAGGCCCGGCUGUAUGUUUUGCGAGAGAGGAUGAAUAAAGGAGUCGGCGGCGGCGGCGGCGGCGGCUUGGGAAGUGCUGCCGUCGGUGCUGGAAGCGGACCCACGGCGGCUGCAGCGGCAGCGGCAGCUCAGAAGCAGAAGUCGUUGCUACAAAGAGUCGAAACCGACAUCGGCAACAUCGUCGACAACUUCAGCCACCUCGUCAAUGUCUCCCGGGUGAAUGAUCCACCCGUAAGAAAUUCACAAGAAGCCUUCAUGAUGGAGAUGCGUGCAGCUAGAAUGGUUCAAGCAGCUGACUCCCUGCUUAAGUUGGUGUCAGAGCUUAAGCAAACAGCAAUCUUUUCAGGAUUUGCAUCACUUAAUGACCAUGUGGAGCAAAGAACAGUUGAGUUUAACCAACAUGCAGAGAAGACAGAUCGGAUGUUGGCUAGAAUUGGAGAGGAGGCAGCUGCCAGCCUUAAGGAGCUUGAAGCGCAUUAUUAUUCUUCUGCGGAGAGGGCGAGUCAAUUGCAAAAUGGGGAUUUACGAUGAACAGCACAAGAGCAGCUGCUGCUCGUUUCUUUCAAGAUUCCCACCCACUCCCAUUUCUUAGUUCACCCCUUUUUUGGUGGGGCGUGGGGUUGUCGGACCUGUUUGACGGAUUUAAACUCUCAUGAGGGUCUAUAGCAAUAUUUCCAUUCAAACACUAACUACAACUUCAAGUUUCUGUUAUAGGUUAACUGCAUGGUCUGGAUCAUUUAUAAGUUCCAUUGUAAAUGUUUUUAUGCCACCAGUGAUUAAAUUGUCAAUGAAUCCAACGGGGGUAUGA
Messenger RNA from Juglans microcarpa x Juglans regia, 878 nucleotides. Its product is annotated as mediator of RNA polymerase II transcription subunit 22b-like. NCBI's taxonomy places the organism in Eukaryota, Viridiplantae, Streptophyta, Magnoliopsida, Fagales, Juglandaceae. The transcript has 3 exons. The record is from RefSeq and is a predicted model, not a curated record. Gene Ontology annotation, biological process: regulation of transcription by RNA polymerase II. Gene Ontology annotation, cellular component: mediator complex. The coding region runs from base 101 to 601 and encodes 166 amino acids. Gene Ontology annotation, molecular function: transcription coregulator activity.